GGCGCGUAGGGCUGGGCUCGCCGCCAUGCCCAAGUACUACGAGGACAAGGAGGAGGACGAGCGCGCCUGCAGCGGCGUGCGGGAGGACCUGCGGCAGUGCCUGCUGGAGAGCCCCUGCGUGCUGCAGGAAAACAAAAGCCCUAAACAAUGCUUGAGGGAAGGACACUGUAGGAGUUUGCAAGUGACAUUCUUUGCAUGCAAAAGAUCAAUGUUGGAUACCAGGGCAAGAUUCAGAGGAAGGAAGGGAUACUGAAGUCUUCAUCAAGAGACCUAGCCAUGGGAAUUCAGGGUUCAUCAGCACUUUACAAAAAACAGAGACUAAAGUAAGAAGAUUGUACCUGCUAUAUCCUUUCAUGCAGUGUUUUCAUGGAAGGUACCUGCUCCUGAGUAUUCUGAUAGAUUGACCUGGAUGUGCAUUUAAAUGUUAAAAAGAAGAUAAGCCUAAAGCUGCAAGUUCUGGCCAAAAUGGGUACUUGUCAUGUACUUGAAAUAAAAUAUGUGAAAUCCAGAAUAAGCUGCAGAAUUUAUCAUUCUGUUUUGAAGUGAAGUUGUCUUCUGUGACCUUACUGUGAAUUCCGGUCAUGUUUUGCUAUUACAAUAAUAGAAGGUAUGGAACUGGGAGUUCACUUGAUGUGUUGAGGAAGAGUUUUCUUAGCAGACUGGUAUCCCAGAGGAUACCUCAGGAUAGAACUGUUUUCAGAGAUGAGGAGUUGACCAAGGUUGUAAAAUGUGUGUGCAAGUUGCUUCCUCUCCAGUAGGUUUGCUGCCCAGUAAAUCUGCACUAAUAGAUGGGAGUGGUGAUGUUUUUCAUUCUCACACUGGUAAGGAAGUAGGAUUUGUGGGGGUAACAGUGCUUAAACUGUGACAGUGGUCAAUAUUAACCGGUUCUGAUUAAGAACUUUUUUCCCAAAGGAAUAUUUUUUUUCUUCUUUCAGUAUCUCUGUGUCAUUCCCUGCCUUUUAGAAGCCUUUAAGAAAUAAAUAGUAGUGUAACUCUUACAAGUGGCAACUCAAAUAACUUGAGAUAAGGUGAUUAGAAACAAGAUUGGGAGAUAGUGAGAGAGGAGAGUCAUAGUAACUUGGCUGAAGCUUAUAGCCAAGUGUCUGAACAGAUGCAUGCAACACUUAACUGUUUGUAAAAGUGAUGACUUCAGUGAAUGAGUGCAUGUUGAUUAUUUAAUUCUGUCUUAAGCAACUGUUCUGUGAUCAAAGACUGUUUAUAUUCCUUGUAUGUGUAGGACUUUAUUUUUGCAAUUAUAAAUCAACAUUGAUUUCACAUUUUCGUGUUCUGUCGAUUAUAUGGAAGCUAGUUCAUUUGUUCAAGUGCUGUAAACAUCCUUUGCUUUCCACCGCCUAGUUACCAUAUCAUCUCUUUACAUACACAAAAAUUAUAAAAUGAUGUCUAUAAGAGUGUUCUUAACUUAGCACUCUAAGCCUUCUCAAAGGGAGGAAAAAUAAAUAAAAAGCCACAUGGCAGGUAUUUAAAUGUCAGUCAGAGAGAAGAGUCAGAAUAGUAUGUGGUUUUGGUAAUCACGGACUCUUCCAUGGCCUGCUCUGCUGCAGCAGCCUGUAGGCUUGAUGCUUCAGGUGAUCUAUGUUCCUUUCUUGGCCAUAAUCACCAAACCUCACCUCAUGGUGCUGCAGGAACCACUUUUGGAAAGGAGCAGACAGAUAACAGAUCAUAGAGAGACAGCUAGUUAUUUUUAGUAAUUGGCUUGAAUCCAGUGGAGAUCGAGUGUUAAAUUCAGUGUUUGCUAUUGGACAUUUAAGGAUUUAAUAAUUAACAGAAUAUUUGUAUUAUUCGAUCCACUAGAAUGUUACUGUAAAAACUUCCUAGUGGUUCACUAACUACCUAGGACAGUAUAAAAAUACCUAUAAUAUGUAUCAAAAUAAAAAACUUCCUAGUGGUUCACUAACUACCUAGCACAGUAUAAAAAUACCUGUAAUAUGUAUCAAAAUACUGAUUUGCUCAAGAGACUAUCACUGUUCAAUUCCAGUGUUGGGUAAAAUCAUAUUCUGUUUAAAAAUGACUACCUAUAUAAUUGUCUUGGGACUUUGACCACUGUUCUACUUGAGAGAUAUUAAUGUUUUUUGUGGGAAAAAUAAUAAUUUGUUUUAUUAAUGGAAAGCUGUAGGUACUAUAGAUUUGAUUCUAGCUUUUUUCCUAAUACAGCAAAUGUUUUUAUUUAAAUAGAUUGAUAUUUUUGUCUCAUGCCUUGUGGUACACUACUGGGUUUUACUAAAAAAAGUGCAUAUUUCUAUGCUGUGGUAGAUUUUGCAAGAUGGAACAUGCAAUGUGUCUGAAUCCAUGAAAUUGGAUUGCUAAGGACAAAUAGUUGACAUGGCUCCAAAAGGCUCAUACUGGGUUUAGAAUCAGAAAUAUAUGUUGUGCUAAUAAUUCGUAUUGAAUAAAUACAGGACACAGUUUGCAAAGAACUUUCCCUGCUGCUCUCAUUCCUCCCAUUCGUUUUACCCAGUGGCAGAGUCAGAGAGUGCUGAAUGCUGUCAGGACUGACGUUGCAGACUGCGGCUCCGUCAGUGUUAGGACCUGUCUGUGUCAUUACAUCUGGUUUCAUCAAUUAACAUGUUCUCUCUGUGGUCUAAUCCUGCAAACACAUCUGUAUUUAAAUGGCUGUAAACACAUAUUGCAGAACUGCAGAAAUAUGCCAUAGUCAUUUACUCUGAAAAUUCUUUAGGUCAUUAACUCUGUUCUUCCAAGUUAGUAUGAAGUGAUAAGCAUAUGAGUCUGUGUGUUUAUAUUACUUAUUAAAGACCUUCAUUAUUCACUGGGUGGAAUAAGAAAUUGGUUGUGUAUUCUCUCUUCAUUUUUCAGUUUCUGGAGAGUAGCAGGUUGGGUGAGAUGCUUUUUUUCAAAGCAGACUUUUAAAAUAAUACUAUUUUUUUCAGUGGAAGCCUGGAACAAACUAAAUUGACACCUUCUGCUCAUAAGAAGAGCAUUAAAUUGAAAUCAUCUAAAAAUGCAGCCACAGAAUGUAGGUGGUAAGCAGUAUCUCUUGUUUAAGCCUGUGGUUGGAAAACUUAGAAAUACAGAACCAUAGCAGCUUUGUUGACAUGAUGAAUUUCACAAGUACUCAUGCUGCCCCAGCACUUGAUAUGUGGUCAUUGCAGAGGGACCUGGACAGGCUGGAGAGUUGGGCUGAUUCCAACAAGAUGGGGUUCAACAAGGCCAAGUGCCGGGUCCUGCACUUUGGCCACAGCAACCCCCUGCAGCACUACAGGCUGGGCACGGAAUGGCUGGAGAGUGGCCAGGCAGAAAGGGACCUGGAGUUUGGAUUGACAGGAAGCUGAACAUGAGCCAGCAGUGUGCCCAGGUGGCCAAGAAGGCCAAUGGCAUCCUGGCCUGGAUCAGGAACAAUGUGGCCAACAGGUCCAGGGAAGUGAUUCUUCCCCUGUACUCAGUGCUGGUGAGGCCACACCUGGAGUACUGUGUCCAGUUCUGGGCCCCUCAGUUCAGGAAGAUAUUGAGGUGCUGGAGCAGGUCCAGAGAAGAGCAACAAGGCUGGUGAAGGGACUCGAGCACAAGUCCUAUGAGGAGAGGCUGAGGGAGCGCAGGCUAUUCAGCCUGGAGAAGAGGAGGCUCAGAGGAGACCCCAUCACUCUCUACAGCUCCCUCAAAGGAGGUUGUAGCCAGGUGGGGGUUGGUCUCUUCUCCCAGGCAGCUCUCAGUAAGACAAGAGGACAUGGUCUUAAGCUCUGCCAGGGGAGGUUUAGGUUAGAUAUUGGGAAGAAAUUCUUUACAGAGAGGGUAAUCAGGCAUUGGAAUGGGCUGCCCAGGGAAGUGGUGGAUUCUCCAUCCCUGGAGGUUUUUAAGAUGAGACUGGACGUGGCACUUAGUGCCAUGGUUUAGUAACCAUGAUGGUUGUGGAUCAGGGGUUGGACUUGAUAAUCUCAGAGGUCCCUUCCAACCCGGCUGAUUCUAUGAUUCUAUGAUUUGGAAUAUGUGUCUUUAUUCUAAAUAUGUGUCUUGUUGUCUACAGCUGAAGAGCACAACAGUUUAAUUCCAGUCUUAAACUGUAGUUGAUAGAAUAGUAACCAGAAACCUUAAGAUCAUUUCUUAUUUUUCUUUUCCAAAUGUGCAUGCUGAAUUUUCUGUCUCUGGCAUUGUUUUGUUGGAAAUAUCUUCAGAAAAUCAUUAACCAGCUAUUUCUGUAAGUGGAACACCCCCCAGUGACUUGGUUGACAGUCUGUAGGAAGAAAAUUUUGUAAACAUAAAGAGCAGCUUCUUGAAGUGGACUAGCUUUAUUUUCAGGACUUACAGUAGGUUCAUUAAUAAUGUCCUUAAACAUUGAAAGAGGAAGAAACAAUAAGGUAAGCAUUUUAAUAGCUACCUAAUUCUGUCAGUAGCAGGUGAUAUAUUUCAAGUAGAUAAACAUUGAAAUUAUAUUUUUGUGUCGAGCUGAGGUUUGUUUGCCCUAGUGGAAGCUUUCAUGUGCCACCUUCUUUCUUGGCCUUUAGGUUCUAAUGGGCUGCAGUGAAAUGGAAGGGAAUAAUUCCACUAAAGAUUUUUAGUAACGGAGGAAAUGAUACUUGUGAAUCUCUGUGACUUAAAACAAGAUAUCCCAAAUUUCCAAUAUUACUACUAGUACUUUAAAAGGAGCUAUGGAAAAAUAGCAAAUAUAGAAAUUGGCUUGUAAUUCAUAAAUUCUAACGAUAAACUGUGCUGCUGUAAAAUGGUGCUGUCCUUCAUUAUCAUGAAGAAUAUAAACUUCUUAGUCAACUUAUGACACGAAUUUUUUAGAUUUUUUUGCUGGUGGAACAGAGAGGUCUAAUAUUUGUUAGCUAUUGCUUGUCGUAAGCUUUUGAUUCUGUGUCAGCCAUACCUCUUUAAUGGGCAUAGCAGAAUAGUUUCUGGAAAUCUGUGUGAGAAGAAAUCUUUUACAAGUUGCAGAUCAUUGACAAACUAAGGAAGAUGAGGGUGAAUAGUGUGCUGAGGGUGAACUGAUGUGUAAAAUUUUGCAUUGUUCAAUAUAAAGGCAGAAAUUACAUAAAGCACUUUAUCACCUGAGACUGGACAUUCAGAUUCCUUCCUGCUUUAUGUUAGUGGUUAGAGUUUGACACCCUUCAUCUGAUCUGACCUUCUGUGAAGGUUUUUAUGCCAGAGAAAGGCAUUGGCUCUUGAAAAGGGCAUAAAAUCUAAUUAUGUUUUCUUUUGAUACUAUAUUUCAAUAGCUAGUAAUCCCUGUGUUGAAGUAUGUCUGUCUUGUGACUAGAAUUUGACUUCAGCUUUCACUUAGGGGAAGAGGGGAUGGCUCUACAAAAGAGGUCAGUAUGUUAUAUUUUCCUGCUGGAAAGCAUUUGAAUGCUUUUAAUAUUUCUCAGUGAAAUGCAUGGAUUGACUUCCUGAAAUCUUGUGUUAUGCCUGUCUUCCUUAGUCCCUUCACAGAUUUGUAAUCUUCUUUUAAGAAGAAGAUAAAACCCUGUUACAGUUUUUUUCAUUGGUCUACAUGCAGGUAAAAUCCCUGCUUUCUUUGGAUUUUGCUUCCAAGGUGGAUAUCAUAUUUGUCAAAGUGUUAAGUUGGGAUCUCGUGUUUCAGUUCCUUGUCCAUUAUGACCCUAAUGCCUUUUUCAGAGUCAGUGGUUUUUUCCCAGUGUGUGCCUUGUUUUCCCAAAGUACAGCUUUGUGUUCUUUUCCUGGAUGUAUAGCCUGAGAUUUGGCUAUUUAAAAAUUAUAGUAAUUUUGAACAGUAUGCUUUAUCAGCUGUUCCAGAACUCUUAUGUGAUGGUCCAGUUCUUUUGUUCACCACAGUGUCAGCUGUUGGGUUGUCCACAAAUAUAAUCAGCAAUGAGUUUAUAUGUGCUUACACAUCUUUGAAGAAAAUGUGAAAUAGUCUUAAACCUGGUAAUGGUCCCAGAGCAAUUCUCUAAGCACCUGUACUCAAAUACAGUUCUUCUGUGACAAUUAGUUUGUGAGAUUUGUUACUUACAGAUUUCUUUAAUUAAGAAAACAAAAUCUUUCCAAAAAAUUAGGUAAAUGAAAAACCUCUUGAACCUAUUCAUUCCUGCCCUGCUGGUUUUUCUUGUAUUUUGCCCUGGGUAAUUCAGACUGCUCUGCCUACAUGGUGGUUCUACAUGUGGUUCUUCAAUGCUGGUGUGACGUAAGUGCCCUUUUGGUCCCUUGGGUUUUAGUGCUGUUUUGAUUUCCUAAUGCUAAGUGAACAGUAGUAAACAUCAUUCUUCCAGAAUCCUUGGUGGGUCCUUGAGUUGUCCAAACCUGCUGUUAUAAAAGGUUGUAAUUUGGUUGAUGAUGAUUAAAAAUGUCAUCAGCUGCAAAUAAACUGUUUUUUACUUCUUAA
Pseudopipra pipra is the source of this 6313-nucleotide messenger RNA. RefSeq names its product cytochrome c oxidase assembly factor 5. NCBI's taxonomy places the organism in Eukaryota, Metazoa, Chordata, Aves, Passeriformes, Pipridae. Gene Ontology annotation, cellular component: mitochondrion. Gene Ontology annotation, biological process: mitochondrial respiratory chain complex IV assembly. The transcript has 3 exons. The coding region runs from base 26 to 253 and encodes 75 amino acids. The record is from RefSeq and is a predicted model, not a curated record.